This is a messenger RNA of Pelobates cultripes (western spadefoot toad), 451 nucleotides long. The record is from the annotation of a GenBank genome assembly. NCBI's taxonomy places the organism in Eukaryota, Metazoa, Chordata, Amphibia, Anura, Pelobatidae.
AUGGCCGCCAUGCCAAAACAUCUAAUGUAAAGGGUUCAACGAUUCGAGACCAAAUUUGAAAAGCUGUGCCAGGACUUCUAGGCUCGUAUAGCCGUCCACUCAAACACUUUUGCCUCACUUGUUCAAAUCCAGCGAAAAACGCCAAAUCUCAUCACUACGGCCUGGCUCCAAUCUGACUCACUCCGACACAAAGCCAAGCCAAGACCAAAUGGGCGAGACCCUGACGCAGUGUGGAAGCAGAGACGGAUGCCUCGAAAACAGCUUCAAUGAGACGGCGGAAUUUGGCUCGCCAUCGGCGCCAUCUGAAGCUCCACACCUUCCACCAUUUCCCUCUCAGAAAGGAUGUGACACUGAUAUGCCACUAUGGCGGCUCAAUGAUGUUGGCCUGCAUACAGGUCCUUCAUGUUUCGCGAUAACCGGUAUUGGUCGACCAUGGACAAAGUUCUAUUAG